Messenger RNA from Aspergillus chevalieri, 1356 nucleotides. Its product is annotated as Spo7-like protein. Gene Ontology annotation, biological process: nuclear envelope organization. Gene Ontology annotation, cellular component: Nem1-Spo7 phosphatase complex. The coding region runs from base 1 to 1356 and encodes 451 amino acids. Gene Ontology annotation, molecular function: phosphoprotein phosphatase activity; protein phosphatase regulator activity. NCBI's taxonomy places the organism in Eukaryota, Fungi, Ascomycota, Eurotiomycetes, Eurotiales, Aspergillaceae. The transcript has a single exon. The record is from RefSeq and is a predicted model, not a curated record.
AUGGCCACUUCCGCCAACCUCGACCAGUUGGUCAAGGGAUCUACUCCCUCUUCUAAUCACACACACUCAGCUCCAGCUCCUUCGUCCUCAUCCUCUUCCGAACUAUCCGACUCGUCAUCCUUCGCUCCCCAAUCCUCACCCACCGCAUCGCCCGAUCUCACCUCAUCAUCGCCAUCCCCGGCAUCCCCGCCGGAUCCGCUGUCGACCCUGCCUUCCUCCCCUCCUCAGAUCUAUCUGAACCUUCUGAUUCUCGAAAGCUCCCUACGGGCUCAAUAUCUCGCAUUACGCGAACGUCGCCGGCAAAAUACUUUUUUCCUACUUUUGCUGGCUGCCUGGAUCACCUACUUUGCUUAUGCAUUGUUCCUCCGGCCACGAGAGGAUGGCCGCGGCGUGGGCGGAUCCGUAUACUGGGUGGUCGAGAUGGGUGAGAAGGUCGCUUUGCUAGGAGGAAUCGUUACAGCGCUACUGGUCUGGGGUACUGGUCAAUGGGAGCGUGGAAUUCGCUGGCCGCGGCGCUGGCUCGCCGUCGCCAACCGCGGCUUGCGUACGAUGAACACUAAGAUUGUGGUCAUUCGCGGGCCCUGGUGGCAGGAGCUACUAGGCUACCUGUCCUUCCUCUUCCCUUUUUCGACGCCGUUCUUCCCUUCGCCAACCGGAAAUUUCCGUUACGUUGACCGAAACCUAUCCGAGAAGCGCGGGGGUCGGCCGCACUACCCGCAGUAUUAUAGCAGCGUGGACGAUGAAUCGGGACUGGUGGAGGAGGACCUCAGCCCGGGAGGCGACUAUAUUCGGUUGCUCCUUUUGCCCAAGUCUUUUUCUCCGGAGUUCCGCGAGAACUGGGACGACUACCGUGCGGAAUUCUGGGAUAAAGAAAACGAACGACGUGCGCAGCUGCGGCAAAAGCUGCAGGAGCGGGAGCGCCAACAGGCACAGCAAAAUAAGGCUAGAUUCUGGUGGAUGAGCUUUGCAUGGAAGUCUUCAUCCCCUGCGUCGCCGUCGCAGCAGCGUCGACGGCCUGCAGCAACGGGAACGCCCCAGUAUCAUCGCCAUCAUCAUAGCUCGAGUUCUAACCUUAAAUCUCCCACGCGUCGCGGUACACGCUCGGAUUCCCAUUCGCGCACGCCUUCUCGCAGCACUACUCCCGUAGAUGCGGACGAGCGUCCUCCCUCGCGCUCGGGCACCACCGGCCGUCCGCGGCGAGGAAGUACAACCCCGUCCUCCACGCCGUCAGGCACAGAGCGGCGAAAGAGGAGCAAUUCCAAGACUAUUCCUCCUCAUGGACUGUCGCCUUUAACUCAGGCCCAAAUCAGGGAGGGAGUGCCUCCGGAGAUUCGAGAAGUGGGCAAUGCAGGAUGA